ACGAAAUGACAAAUAAAUAUGCGAGUAUUCUUGACUAGUAAAAUUUCAGAUGGGUAAAAAGAGACUUCUGUUGCUCUCUGCUGUGAUAAUUAUUAUUAUAUUUUCUCUAAAACCUUUAUUUCAUAGUCGUUUAAAUCCUUCAGACGACGAAUUUACAAAUGAAGCAUUGUGUCCUGCAUGCUACGGAAGGAACUUGUGCCCUCAAUUUUAUCAUGGAGAAAUUUCAUUAUUAGGAAUGAGCAAACUGAAGUAUCUACAGUUUUUAAAUCAAAAAAAUGUAUAUUCGGGUAAAUUUAAAGGAGAAAAAGUUAUUUUGAAAAAACUCGCUCAUGACUGGGAAAUUAAAGAUGCUGAUGCUUUUUUAUGUAAAGAGACAAAACUUGGCGAACUUUGCAAAAUAAGCGAUGCAAUAAAGUUAUUGAUUAAGAAUUCAGUGUCAAAAAGUGACAAAAUAAAUUUCGUAAGCAUUUUGGAUUCUUUUAAGAGUUCGACAGAUUUAUCUCGAUGUCCUUCUGAACGACUUCUUUCUUUCAUUUUCUCAAAAUUAAAUGUAGAUGAUGAUAAUCAACUGGAAGAUCCAAAAAUCCAUAAAAUUGGUGAAAUGAUGUAUGGCAUAUUAAUUAAUCCAGAAGUUAUUAUUCUGCAGGCUUUUCCUCAAAUAGAAGGCUGGCCUUUUCCUUAUUAUCAUGGUUCAUGUGGUCGAAUUAUUAUUGAAGAGUAUGUCGGGAGAUCCCUUGCAAACUAUGAAGACUCUCCUUGGGAACAAAGAGUUGAUGUCGCAUAUCAGUUGCUUCAGAUAUCCCAGAUGUUGACUGAAAAUAAUUUAGACUUUGCCUUGUAUAUGACAGAUGUGAAUAUGGACAAUUUCGCCGUCAGACCAGAUGGUACUGUUCUUCUUAUUGAUGUGGAAAACAUUGUAAUCGUAGAUCGUGUUGAAGCAAGGAAAGGCAAGGACCAUUCCGAAAUGUUGCACCAUAGCACUGGAAAGUUUUGUUCCGAUUGUUUAAAUUUUUCUUUCGAAGACUUUUGUAAUCAUGACUUAUCCGAUCACAACUAUUAUGCCAUUUGCAAGGGUUUAUUGGUUCCGAAUGCUUAUUAUUCAAAAAAAGGCCUUCUACAUGACAUUCCAAAAGAUCUGGAUGCGAGAACAAAUCUAUCAUCCCUGAUUAAAGAAUGCGCAGAUCCACAAAAUUAUCUAGGUCGUUUUCAUGUCAUACCAAAACUUUUGCAAGCGAUGAAAUCAGUAUUGUAAUACUAUGUUUAUCGAAAUACAGAAUGGCUUAUAAGUGCUUACAAAUAAGACCUUCGAUACAUUGCUUUUCCUUCCACCAUACCGUUUAUUUACUGCAGUGUCACAAAUAUACUGCUUAAACACAAGCUGCUUUAACACAAUUUGUUUGAUAAUGUAAAUAUUGACUGCCUGGUCAGGAUACACACACGGUAAAUGCUGCUGGCCCUGAAUAUCAAGACUCGAAAGUCAUGAAGGCCUAUA
Uloborus diversus is the source of this 1492-nucleotide messenger RNA. Its product is annotated as divergent protein kinase domain 2A-like. The coding region runs from base 50 to 1252 and encodes 400 amino acids. The record is from RefSeq and is a predicted model, not a curated record. Lineage: Eukaryota; Metazoa; Arthropoda; Arachnida; Araneae; Uloboridae. The transcript is spliced from 3 exons.